This is a messenger RNA of Meira miltonrushii, 1348 nucleotides long. RefSeq lists its product as uncharacterized. Gene Ontology annotation, cellular component: cytoplasm; mitochondrion. NCBI's taxonomy places the organism in Eukaryota, Fungi, Basidiomycota, Exobasidiomycetes, Exobasidiales, Brachybasidiaceae. The transcript has a single exon. Gene Ontology annotation, molecular function: NADP binding; 2-dehydropantoate 2-reductase activity. Gene Ontology annotation, biological process: pantothenate biosynthetic process. The record is from RefSeq and is a predicted model, not a curated record. The coding region runs from base 68 to 1297 and encodes 409 amino acids.
CAUCAGUAACAAUGUAGUGGUUCUUUAUAUCGAAUGUGCAGUGACGAAUAUUGAUGGAAACUGAAGAAUGCUACGAAGGCUACCGAAGACUAUCAGUCAAGCACGAGCGGCAUGUUUUCCAAAUUUGAGUAGGCGAUACUUCCAUGAUACUGUUAGCCGUACCGGGAUGAACGUACACGUUUUAGGUGCCGGCUCUUCAGGAUGCUUAUUGGCCUACCAUCUUCAACGUGCACGAGAAAGUCUGCCAAACUAUUCAUACGAAAAGCUUAAUUUGCAACUAAGGACACCACCAAGUGACGGACAAAGAACAGCAACUGUUCGCGUCUAUAAUGAUGAUGAAACAUUGCAUGGUGAAUGCGAAUUGCCAUAUGAAACGCCUCAAAAACACUCCGAAGAUCCGAUCGAUGUGCUUUUCGUAUGUACAAAGGCAGAUCAAACAAUAAAUGCAUUGAAGCCUUUGUUACCCCGAUUGACUUCCCUGCAUCGGUGCGGACCUCCGACGAUCGUCCUUACACAAAAUGGAAUGGGCUUGGAUGAUGCACUCGUAGAGGAAUUUGGUUGGGAGGGAAAUGGUGAAAAUGUGCCUUUUCUGGUCUCAGGUAUCAAUAGACAUGGCAGCUACUUGUUGAAAAGGUUUGAGACAGUUCACGCUGGACAAGCUUCUAUUCCGUUUGCACUUUCUCCAAUCACGGAAGCACGGAUCGGACAAGAUACUGGGAUCAAAUUGGCAGGCUUAGCUAAUCGGCAAGAUGGUACGAUACAUGCUCCCUUUCAAACACUUCAAUGGACUUUUGAUUUACUAUGUACUCCCUAUUUGCGUGACAAGUUGGGCUCCAGUGUAGAAAGAUUGGCAUCCGAUCUGCUUAUCCUUCAACAACAAAAAUUGGUGGUAAAUUGCACCGGAAAUGCGCUUACGGCAAUUCAUGAUAUCCGGAACGAUGGUCUUAUAAACGAUCCAGAGUUACGAAAGUGGGGCGAUAAAGUGGUGGAAGAGUGUGCUUACAUUAUUGGCGCUCGAUUUAAAUCGAAAAUUGAAUCGGAGAACAAAUCGGAAAUUGACGUACCAAAAGAACUUUCACUAGAUUCUCUAAAAAAGCAAGCUUGGCAUACAAUCGAAAUAAAUGGCAAAAAUUGGAGUAGUAUGGUACAGGAUAUGCGUAGCAAAAGAGGCGCAACAGAGAUUGAUUUUAUCAAUGGAACGAUCGUUCGCUGGGCGUACGAACUUGGCUUACAAGCUCCGAUCAAUGAAGAAUUGGUGAGGUUGGUAAAGCAAAAGACGGAAGCACAGAAACAGUGAUGACUUGUAUGUAUUUUUAAUUUGGCGUAAAUCCAAUCCAAUGAACAAAUA